AUGGCUGCUCCACGGCCUGUCCCCGUAGAUCUAGACCGUUUCGAUUUUCGUUUCAAAUACUCAGAUUCGAAUAUAGAUUCAAUUCCUAUAGUCAGAUUUCUCUACGAUAUUCCCGAGGUUCGAAGUGCUCCCCACCGACUUCCUGAACACUAUGACUAUAGAGCUUGGAGAGUGCACCUGGAAGAGAGAUACGGUAUUCAGCAAAGCACGCAACUCCUUAUAACUGCUAGCAGAUUUGUGGCAGCAGACGUCGCAGAUAUUUUUUAUGAUCUUCUUGGGGAUAUUCAAUCAGGCCAUGCGGCAAUGUCAGAAGAUGGGGGACGGUGGCAUAAGACGAUAGCUUUCAACGGGCCACCACCCCAACCCAGGGAAAGGGGACCUAGAAGACCUAGAAACCGUGGAGAGCCCGAUCCACCACAGCCAGGCGCCGCAAGCGCGGAACCAUCAGAAUCAAGUUCCGAUGGUUCGGCUAUUUCAAAGGUCAAAAGUCUUGUAAGUUCUGCAGGUUCAAGUGUCAAAUCUGGACUUUCCAAUACCAGUUCAAUGAUAGGCAGCCUUUUUGGAUCACAAAGUUCGUCCUCAGGAGAUGACGACGACGAAGAAGGAGAGAGCGAUAUCAGGGAUGAAAUAAUGGACGAUAUCCCGGAAGAGGGUGGUGACCCAAUCUUUGACCGCGCUGGCGUAAGCAUGAACAUCAACGAUAACACCUGGGCUCAGGUAUGUAGAUUCUUCAACUGCGACAUCGGGGCUAAACAAGUUACAAUACCAGGACUCCACCUGAGUCCGAAAGAUUAUCAGAUGUAUGCGAUCUACUUCCUUCUGCAUCAGCCUCUGGGCGGCAACCACGCCGCCAUCAUUGCCGACGAUAUUGGUUUCGCUAAGACGGGAAUAACGCUAGUUACAAUCUUCCUUUAUUCCCGUAUACAGUUGGUCGCGGCUGAAAUGGAGUAUGAGCGGCGCCAUCGCAUCAGUGAUGGUAAACGAAGACACCUACGACAUCCCAAGAAAGGCGGGGUAUGCCCAAGCCAAGACCGACUUGGCUUUCGAUGCCCAUGUUCCGAUCCGGGCGGACUUGCUAGUCGAAUAGCCAGACAUUUUGAUCCGAAUCCCUGUAUCAUCGUCUGCUCCCCAAAUCUUAUUCAGCAAUGGGAAGCCGAAGCUGCCAAGUGGUAUGAUUUUAAUGUCCCGGACGACGAAGUUAUACAUAUCUAUAUUGCAUUCAUCAUUUUCGAAAACACCACACCGUUACCACAACACAGCGGCGACAGACCGAACGAUCGCCGACAUAGAGAUUGUACCAUUUAACGAUAUAGUAGACCGAGAUGCGUAUGACGCAGAUACAAUAUAUGAACACGAGGGCGACUUAAAUAAUAACGCGUACGGACGACGGAAGAUUCUCCGCUCCAAGAGAAAGUAUCCACCCUUGCGAUCUAAUAAUAUCAUUAUUACCAGCAACUACCUCGUACAUACUCCAGAUGGACAUUACAGUAGAGGUGAAGGAAAUGAGCGUUUUUGCCGGCUAGCCGCUAGUUAUUUCUUCAUGGAUGAAGUUCAUGACUACAAAGGAUCAAGGAACAAGCGUACGCGGCCGUUUACAAUGCUCCAAACAAUCAGUGCCAAUACCAAAACUCCUACGAUUGCAGUGGGCCUCGGCUUCUAUGCUAGGAGGAGGUCCAAGUUCUUGGAGACCGUUUUUCCAGCACAUAUUUGAUUCUGCGGAAGCUCGCUCUACGGCAAGACAGCCAGUGGUCCCCCCUUUGGCGAAUACGCUUAACAGCAUGGAUGAUCUUGACCAGUGGGAGGCCGCUUGGACUUAUCUCACUACCAGGUUAAGCAAUUUGGACGAAGAUAACA
Hypoxylon trugodes is the source of this 1854-nucleotide messenger RNA. RefSeq lists its product as uncharacterized. Lineage: Eukaryota; Fungi; Ascomycota; Sordariomycetes; Xylariales; Hypoxylaceae. Gene Ontology annotation, molecular function: ATP binding; ATP-dependent chromatin remodeler activity. The record is from RefSeq and is a predicted model, not a curated record. The transcript has 2 exons. The coding region runs from base 1 to 1305 and encodes 434 amino acids.